UAAUUUUGUUUUGUGUUGUGUUUAUAAACAUUGAGCAUGAAUGCAAUAAAUUGCAUGAUGUAAGCAUGAUGAACUUUGAAAAGAGAAAAUAAUCUUGUGAAAUUGUUCGAUAUAUGUUAUUGCCUCUACAGCAAUCAGUGAUUUAUCCAAAAGUUUAUAUUAAAUCGUUAUCCAACAAUCAAUCAUGUCGCAGCACACCGAUAAAGAAUUGGACGUGAGUAAUUCAUCAAGAGGCAUUUGGCUAGUGAAGGUACCCAAGUAUAUCGCGAGUAAAUGGGAAAAAGCUCCUAGUAGCAUAGAAGUAGGAAAAUUGAAGAUAAACCGGAAUGCCAAUCAGAAGGUUCAAGUAAGCCUGAAUCUUUCAGAAUCAAUGUUAUGUAUGGAUAACGAUAAUCAAGAAGCGAUUCCUCGUAAUCAUAAACUAGACGUAACUCCUGUUAAUCGACAAACGUUGGGAGUUUUUUCUCAGGGCCCAAGUGGUCAAAGACUCGAGGACAGUAUGCUGGAACCAGAUAAAUUAAUUUUAGAAGGAAAAAUUGCUCAGAGACUGGAAUGUCAUCCUUACGCUGACAGUAAUUAUAUGAAAUUAAAAAUGGAAAGUUUCAAAAAAGCUCGUGAACCAGUUCGAUUACUAAAAACACUGGACAAAGUAGUAGUAGCUUACAAACCUGUUUCUAAUCAUAAACAUUUGAAAGAAUACGAAGAAAAGAAGAAAGCAGAGGGUAAACGUUCUCGCGAUGAUAAAAACGCUGUACUUGAUAUGUUGUUCAAAGCUUUCGACAAGCAUCAAUAUUACAACAUUAAAGAUUUAGUCACUAUUACGAAACAGCCUGUAGGAUACUUGAAAGAGAUUCUCAAGGAGGUGUGUAAUCAUAACAUGAAAAAUCCUCAUAAAAAUAUGUGGGAAUUGAAACCAGAGUAUCGGCAUUACAAUAAAGAAGAAGAAAAAGCCGCCGAGCCCGGUGCUGGUCCCUCGACAUCGUCGUAAAAUUACCUUGUGUUACUUUGUUUUUGUUCGACGGAAGUUUCAAAUUCGGAUUAUAAUGGACAAUUCGUAAUACUCCGCGAGUAAUUAUAAGAAUUCUAUAACGAUGAGUGCAGGAUUUCAUUUAUUUUGUGAAAGUGAUGAAAGGUACGACGAUGAAGAGUACGUUUUUCUUUAUGAUGAUUUUUGUGGAAGAUUUUCGAGUGUUUCCAAUAUUUUUUCGUUCAUAUAAUGUUGUACAAUAUGUCAUUAUUCUUAAUAAAUUUCGUUUCUAUAUUAUUAA
This is a messenger RNA of Planococcus citri (citrus mealybug), 1268 nucleotides long. It is a transcript of the gene TfIIFbeta, whose product is annotated as transcription factor TFIIFbeta. The record is from RefSeq and is a predicted model, not a curated record. The transcript is spliced from 7 exons. Gene Ontology annotation, cellular component: transcription factor TFIIF complex. Gene Ontology annotation, biological process: transcription initiation at RNA polymerase II promoter; transcription by RNA polymerase II. Bases 185 to 988 code for a protein of 267 amino acids. NCBI's taxonomy places the organism in Eukaryota, Metazoa, Arthropoda, Insecta, Hemiptera, Pseudococcidae.